This is a messenger RNA of Peniophora sp. CBMAI 1063, 1767 nucleotides long. NCBI's taxonomy places the organism in Eukaryota, Fungi, Basidiomycota, Agaricomycetes, Russulales, Peniophoraceae. The record is from the annotation of a GenBank genome assembly.
AUGAGCCGGUUCGCAUCGCGCACGGCGUUUGAUUUGCUGGCCGUCGACGACGGCAACGACGGCCAGUCGUCCGAAGAGGAGCUCGCGCCCGAGCCCGAAACCGCGCCUUCCGCCCCUGCCGAAACUGUGAAGCCGACCAAGACUGCGCAGCGUAAAGCUGCCAGAGCCGCCCGUCUGGCCAAAAAACUCGAGCGCGCAAAUUCUGGGUCGAGCGCGGCGCCCAGCGCGAGCGCGUCGCCGCUGCCGCCAGCUCCUAUCGAACUCCCCUCUGUUCCCGAGCCUCCACUUGUACCGGCCGCGAAAGAGGCAAUUCCUGCUGCGCUAGAUGUCACUCCAGCUACCGUUCCAUACACUAAUGGACACGCCACGACCGAGCCGGAGGUCGAAACGCCGGCACCAGAGUCGCCAGCUGAGCCUGAGCCUGAGCCGAUCGUCGAGGCCCCUGCACCUCCCGCGCGCCCUGCGCCUGCUGCUGAGAAGCCGACAGAGGGUCAGGCGGCCGUGCCUGUCGAGAUGGCGCCUAAACCGAAACCUGCGCCUCCUGCCCCAGCUUCUGCGGCUGCAGAGGCGGAAAAGAAAAGGAAGAUCGGGAGCAUCGUCACCAGGACUGUCUGGACAUUCAUCAUGAUCGGCGGCUUCAUCGGAUGUCUCCUUAUGGGCCACGCAUACAUGAUCAUUCUGGUCAUGCUUUGCCAGACGCUCGUGUACCGUGAAGUUACGAGGCUGUUCAUGCUGACCGACAUCCAAGCAAAGGCGACGGAUGAGACAAGGGAACGCGAUGUAUGGAGCAAGACACUUUCGUGGUACUUCUUCGCGGUCGCGAACUACUUCCUUUACGGCGAGAGCAUCAUCUACUACUUCAAGCACGUCGUAUUCGCGGAUGCGAACCUCCUGCCGUUCGCGACAAAUCAUCGCAUCGUCAGCUUUUCGCUAUACACGAUCGGCUUCAUGGGCUUCGUCAUGUCCCUCCAAAAGGGCUACCUCCAACAACAAUUCGGCCUGUUCUGCUGGGUGCACAUGUCGCUUCUCCUGGUCGUCGUGUCCUCGCACUUCAUCAUGAACAACAUCCUCGAAGGCCUUAUUUGGUUCUGGGUCCCGGCCUCACUCGUCAUCUGCAACGACAUCUUCGCCUACAUCUGGGGUAUGAGCAUCGGGCGCACACCACUCAUCAGUCUCAGCCCGAAGAAGACUGUCGAGGGCUUCGUUGGUGCUUUCAUCAGCACUGUGCUGUUCUCCAUCGGCUGGGGGAUGUACUUCGCACGGUUCGACUAUAUGAUCUGCCCUGUGCACGAUCUCGGCGUUAACGCCUGGUCCGGCAUGACCUGCGAACCCAAUCCCGCCUUCGUGUGGCGCGAGCAGGCUAUCAUCCCACCGGUCGCCGCGUUCUUGAAUACCUUACUGCCUGGCACUUGGAAUACGAUCGCGUACACGCCCUUCCAGAUCCACCUUGUCGUCUUUGCUUGCUUCGCCUCGCUCGUAGCUCCCUUCGGCGGCUUCUUCGCAUCGGGCUUCAAACGCGCAUUCAACAUCAAAGACUUCGGGCACUCGAUCCCGGGACAUGGUGGUAUGACCGACCGCAUGGAUUGCCAGUUCUUGAUGGGCGUGUUCACCUACGUGUACUACACGUCGCUGAUCCGCACACAUCACGUCUCUGUCGGCUCCGUCCUGCAGACGAUUGUGUCGGGGCUUACGUUCGACGAGCAGCUCGAGCUCAUGCGCGAUCUCAAGCAUUAUCUCGAGCAGCAGGGCGUCCGCGUCAAGUUGUAG